This is a messenger RNA of Meloidogyne enterolobii, 1602 nucleotides long. NCBI's taxonomy places the organism in Eukaryota, Metazoa, Nematoda, Chromadorea, Rhabditida, Meloidogynidae. The record is from the annotation of a GenBank genome assembly.
AUGGCCUUCCCUCUUGGGAAAAUCUUCCAAUUAUUUUUAAUUUUAUUACUCGCUUUGAGUUGUGAAGCAAAAAAGCGUCCACCAUUAGAAAUUGAACCAGAAUUUCGUGUUGAUGAAGUUAGUGAACAAAAUGCUCUUAAAUUUGAGCUUGACAAGUGUGCUUUUUAUUGUUUUUUUGUUCCGUUAAAGGAUAACGUCCAAAUUGACCUUCAUUUCUACAAGAACAUAAGCUGUUCUGACAUAGUUUAUGGCUUUGCUGAAGUAAACGAUAAUGGACUUAAAUUGCCAACAAAACUGGAUUUAAUUCCCCAUUCAUAUUAUGGCAAUUUUAAAUUAAUAACGUCGUUACAGUUAAUUUCUACUUCUCCACGUGUGCUGCUAGGAAUGAAAAUGGCAUCCAACGCUCAUUUCCUUGACCUAAAACGCCCAGAAUUGGCUCAAAAUGUAACUCGUCGAAUGGUUUUCUUUACCAAACGUUAUGGAUUUAGUGGAAUAUUUUUAAAAUUUGAUUCUGAUGUUUUGCUAACGCCAGGGUUUGAACAAUUUGUUGAGCUACUAGGUGAUGAAAUUAAAAAAGAAAAGAAAAGGUCUGGGAUGAGAAAAUUAAGAUUAAUACUUUCUAUAAGUUCAAAUUGGGUUAAAUAUGUAUAUCGAAGAAUGCCUAAAUUUGACGCUUAUUUUGAUGCUUUUUAUUUGUGGGCUGAUGAAAUUAGCUCUACCAGUGAAUUUCCUAUACCCUCUGUGGCUGUUCCAGUGGACCCUUUGCACAAUUCAGAGCUUGUGCCUUUAAAGGAUUCGUUAGCUCGAAAUGCUGAGCACCUUGCGGGAUCAGGCGUUCUUCGAAAGAAAAUAAUUAUUGGUUUGAGCACUUGGGCUAGAAGCUAUUUUAUUAGAAAAAAUGAAGAAUCAAAAAUGCCGGAAGUUGAAAGUUUAGUGUAUUCAAAUGAAGAUAGUGGACAGGCUGAUGGAACUUUGGGGUAUCAUGAGGUGGAUAAAAAGGCUUUUAAAUUAUAUAAUAAAGGCUUUUGCGUUUGCCAUUUUCUCGAUUCCAAAAACAAGCAUCAACAAUUACAAUACGACAACAGAUCUGAAACAACUUCAUUAAUAAUAGAGGACCAAUGGUACUCCUUUAACGAGCCAGAACAUGCCGCUUUUAUUCACAAACUUGAUUGGAUUUCAAACCAUGAGUUUGGGGGGAUUGGGCUUUUUAGUAUUCAAGGAGACGACCCUUUAAACAACUGUACGAGAGGUCUUCUUCCUUUACACAGAACAGUUGGUGACCGCUUCAAAUGCCGUCGUGGGACAAAACGGGGGAAUUUGGAACAGCUUGGAGAAUGCACUCGUCUCUGCUUCCUUGAUUUAGAAGAAAGCAGAAAUUCCUUCGAGUUUGAACAACUUCAACCUGGCUGGUGUUCUCAUAUGGUAAUAGGGCAAGCAUCUGUAAAUCCCUAUGUUUAUUCUGGCCCAAGUAAAGGAAUGAACCUGGCACUUAAAUUGUAUAAUGAUUGGGAACGGGAAAGGAAACCUUUUUUGUAGGUUUUUGAGUUAAUAGAAUUAAAAUCAGAACUUGUAGAAAUAAAUAUAGAAUUGUACAAACUUAGA